Stegastes partitus (bicolor damselfish) is the source of this 2081-nucleotide messenger RNA. RefSeq lists its product as uncharacterized. The coding region runs from base 15 to 1532 and encodes 505 amino acids. The transcript has 12 exons. Gene Ontology annotation, molecular function: chemokine activity. Gene Ontology annotation, cellular component: extracellular region. Gene Ontology annotation, biological process: immune response. The record is from RefSeq and is a predicted model, not a curated record. NCBI's taxonomy places the organism in Eukaryota, Metazoa, Chordata, Actinopteri, Pomacentridae.
CAGUGUGAUCCACGAUGGCCUUUUUCAUCGUCAGUCGACUGCUUUUGUUGACUCUUCUGCUCAAAGGGACUGAAGGAAGAGAGUGGACCCCCGAAUCCGACGAUUCUGUACAUUUUGGUGAGUUCUGCCUUCGGAUUUCUGAUGACUCACAUUGGACCACUUCCAAACCAGAUCCCCAACCGACUCCAACGUCUGCUCAACCAAACCGACCGACUGAAAAGGCGCCCAAAAAGCCACAGAAAAGAAUCAUCAAACCAGUCCCGCUGCCUGAACCUUCCAGCAUCCCAGACGACCUGCCGGAGGUUGUCACCCAUGACUACACUGAUAUUGUGAGAGUGCCAGCCAACCUUUUACAUGAACAACCCUUAAGUGGAUGUCGCUGCAACGAGGAGAAAAUGAAACAGCCAGGUGAAACCUCCAGAGUUGUAAGCCUGAUGAAAUGGUACCCCAGUGAAACCUGUAGCUCAGCUGAAUACAUAGAGACAUUGGCAGAUGGCAGAGAGGUUUGUGUGGCUCCAUUCAACCUGUUUACAUACUUUCAUUCUUUACUGAGCUCCUUGUCUAAGCCUGACACUUUGGCAAUCCCAAAUCAAGGCUAUUCAGACGACUACAACGACUACGACGACAAAGUCAGGAAUCCACCUAAAGCCACUGAAAUAGAGGGAAAGACUGUUCUAUACCCCAGUCCUCCCAAGGAACAUGCCUCAGUGAACCAACUUAAAGCUCAGAGCAAUCAUCAGUCCAUCAACCCCCCAGCUUGCUGGGCCUGCACCUCACUCAUAACAAAUUUGGACCAAAAGGUUGUACAGUCCCUGGAUGUGGAGAUGCAGCCAUUGCCUUGUCCUCUUUAUAUUUCCAUCAAACUAAAAGACAACUUGUCUUUGUGUUUUGAAUUGUUGGAGUUUGAGAGAGGGUUGCACAGCUUGGGAAUACCCCUAUCACUUGAAGAUAAUUCUGAGAGCACACCAACAAACAUUGUUGAUGGAUGUCGGUGCAAAGAGAAAGCCAUGAAACUUCCAACCGAAUCUUCCCCAAUCAAAAAUGCAAGGAUCUGGCUCUCCGAUGAAAGGUGUAGCUCGACUGAAUUCAUUGAGACACUGAUGGAUGGAAGAGAGGUGUGUGUGACUGCAUCCAGCAUUUCAACUUACCUUCAAACUCUUCCACAGAAACAGUUCUUGGAACCUUUAGAUCGUGGACAAGGGAUGCCUAUCAGUGUGCAAGGAGGAGAAAACUUCUUAAAAAAAGUCACUGAAACAUUACACGAACAACCAUAUGUGUGCCUGGGCUGCAUAUCCACUAAAAAGUGGACCAGCAUUGAACAAAAGGAUAUACAAUCCCUGGAAUUUCCCGAACCCUCACCUGGCUGUCCCAUCAUCAUCCGACUACGUCUGACAGAUGAAACAGAAUUCUGUGCCGACUCAUCCAACUCGUGGUUCUGGGAUCUGAUGCAUAAGCUGGAUAUGCAAACUCCGGAAAAAGCCUCAAAUAUGAUUCUAGAGGGGGCUGAGAUGUAUGAUCCUCCAUCCAGUUAGGCUGUAAUAGCUUUUAGUCGAUAGAAUUCUGCUUGCCUUUUGUUUUUUAAUGUUUUGCUAACUAAUCUAUACAUAUUUGCUAAGAAAAGGUGUAAAAUUCCCCAACUCCACUUUCUUUAAUAAGAAUUUGUAACUAUUUUUUUUUAACUGUGAUCCCAUUUAUUGGAUGUUUAAAAAAAGAAACAAACACAUUUAUAGGGGGUCAGUUCUCUUCCAGGCAGUUGCAAUUUAGUGUUUAGCCUGAAGUGUCUGUGAAGAUUCUCAGUCAUCCAGGUCAUGGUUAUUCUCGUAGAUUAAUCGUAGCAACUGGACUUGAAGACGUUUCCAGGGAGGACAGACGGUUUGAGAGAGGGGUGAAAGACCAUCACUCAACAGAGGUGGAGGUCUGAGGCAUCACCACUCACCUGUUUACAAUUCAGUCCUAAGAUCUCUCCCUAGGAAGCUGAAACCAGAGUCACACUUAGCCACAAAAGACCUGAACGGAUCCCAUCGUGGCAGGGGGGAGCACUAACGACUCACAUAACGAGAGGGAGGAGCAACAAAGCCCCA